GGCCAUAAAGCCUCGCGGGAGAGCGCGGGACGCGGUUUGAAAGAUGGCGGAUGAGGUGGACCAGCAACAAACGACAAAUACUGUAGAGGAGCCACUUGAUCUCAUCAGACUAAGUCUAGAUGAGCGAAUCUAUGUCAAAAUGAGGAAUGACAGAGAGCUUAGAGGCAGACUACAUGCAUAUGAUCAGCACUUAAAUAUGAUUUUGGGUGAUGUGGAAGAAACUGUAACUACAAUAGAGAUUGAUGAAGAAACCUAUGAAGAGAUUUAUAAAUCUACCAAAAGGAAUAUUCCAAUGCUCUUUGUCAGAGGUGACGGCGUUGUGCUUGUAGCUCCCCCGUUGAGGGUUGGUUGAAGAAACAAAGGAUUUAACCUUGUUGGAAAGUUUCGGGCUUUUGGACAAUGGUUUGUGUUUUGAUCAUGUGUCUCAAUUCUGUACAUGUUUUUUAAAGGAUGUUUUUUGUCUGUUCUUUUGGGAAGGGUGGAGAAGGGGAACCACUUUGUCUUGCACAAGGUACAUGUAGGCAAUUGAAGCAUUGUAAGCCCAACCUGACUUCCUCAGAAUUAAUGUAAAUUGGCUGUCUUGUCCCAACAGUAAAAUAAUCCUUCAUUUUUUUCCAUCUUGGCAAUAGCACUGUCUAAAUUUUGUUUUAAAUAAAUUUGAUUUGUCUUUCAGAUUUGAGUUGUCAUGUUUUUAUGUUGAAGACAUUAUUCUUGAGCUCUUCUGUGGAGCUAGUGCUGUGUUUCAUUGUAGCGUAUAGCCUGCUUUUCUGAGAAAAUAGUAACUUUUGUGUGUGUAGUGUUUAAUUUCUGUUCUUAGUAAUACUGGAGUCUGGCAGAUUGGUGUCUGGGAGGGACAAUACUGCAUGAAUCUACCUUGCUAUAAUUUAUGGCUUCUCUGUGUUCUACUUGAUGCAUAUCCUUGUAGCAGGGAAAUAGUGUAUGUACAUGCAUCUCCCACUUAGAUGGGUAAAGAAGAUGG
Messenger RNA from Cuculus canorus (common cuckoo), 979 nucleotides. It is a transcript of the gene LSM3, whose product is annotated as LSM3 homolog, U6 small nuclear RNA and mRNA degradation associated. The coding region runs from base 44 to 352 and encodes 102 amino acids. Gene Ontology annotation, biological process: P-body assembly; mRNA splicing, via spliceosome. NCBI's taxonomy places the organism in Eukaryota, Metazoa, Chordata, Aves, Cuculiformes, Cuculidae. Gene Ontology annotation, molecular function: RNA binding. The record is from RefSeq and is a predicted model, not a curated record. Gene Ontology annotation, cellular component: P-body; precatalytic spliceosome; Lsm1-7-Pat1 complex. The transcript has 4 exons.